Molecule: messenger RNA, 2523 nt
Organism: Trichoplax adhaerens
Lineage: Eukaryota; Metazoa; Placozoa; Uniplacotomia; Trichoplacea; Trichoplacidae
Exons: 11
Coding region: 1-2523 (840 amino acids)
Source: RefSeq, a predicted model, not a curated record
AUGCAAUUUAAUAAGAGAAAACCACGUUAUCCUUUAGCAAAUCCUAUUGAAUACACUCAAGAAGAUUUCGACAAAGAUGGCGUCAAUUUUAAAGCUAAGAUUAUGGGAUCGAUGGAAGUUGACGCUGCUCAAGGUGAAAAGUUAUGCGCUAAUGCUUUGUCAGAAAUCAAGAAUUUCUUUAUCGUCAUUGAAAAUCUUGCUAGACAACUGAAAUUAAAGUCUGCUAGUGGUCAUAAGCAACAAGUGCUUAUUAAAAUUGGCGACAAAGGCAUGACUAUCCUUGACGAAAAAACUGGCGAAAAACUUUUUCAACACAACGCCAACAAAAUUUCGUAUUUGACACCGGAUCGACAGGAUAAUCGGGUUUUUGGUUUGAUUUAUUUCUUGGAUAAGAAACACGUAUUUUUUGCCUAUAAAAGCGAGAAAAAUGUAAUUUUUAAAGGCCGAUUUCAUAGCUAUUUAUACGUUUUAUACGUAGGAAUUGACACCAUUUAUAUCGAUCUUUUGGAACAGGUUACAGCUGCUGUAGUAUUGAACUGUGUCAAAGAUUUCUUUGAACAUCUUGUCCAAAAGAGAAGAAUACGGAAAGAGAAAGAAGCGACACAAAAAAAUGAAGUGGAAAAGAAGCCCGAUCCAGCUACAGAAGCUAACCUCAUAGACGAAAAAGAAACCAAGCCUGUGAGUGUAGAAGAAAUUAAAAAGCAGGAAAUAUUAAAUCUAGCAGGAUCAACAAGUAAUGAAAUUAAACAGGCCGAAGACAAAACUAAUGCAAAUACUGUUACUGAACAACCAGCGGCUACAGAAUCUAAAAAAGAAGUAACAGUAUCAGCUAGCGUUUCCAGCGCAGCAGCUAGCAGGGUAUCCAUACUGCAACCCCCACCAUCAAAGCCAGGCAAUCCUGCUAGCAAUCCACCGCAGAAUACUGUAGCUUCAACAUCCAACGGCUAUGAUAAAGGCUCAUUAGAUAAUAUAUUUAGUCCAAAACCGAGCAAUGCUAACCAAUUUGCUUUUACAAACACUCAGCCUCCACAAGCACAAAAUCAACCCUCUCAAGUCCAGUUAGACGAUAUUUUUAGUCCACAAUCGAACAAUCAAAAUCAAGCUAAACCUGUAAGUAGUCUGCCUGCACAGGGACAUAAUCCAUCUUCUCAAACUUCAUUAGAUGACAUAUUUAGUCCAAAACCGAGUAGUCAAGGCCUACCUGAUGCAGCUCCACAAGGGCAAACUACCGCGUCAAAAGACGGCCUAGAUGACAUAUUUAGUCCUAAACCAAGUAGCCAAGAACCUGCUGCUGCUACAUCUUCUCAAGCAUUAGAUGACAUCUUCAGUCCGCAACCAAGUGGUCAAGAACAAGCUCGAUCUAUGAACAUCCCAGCGGAACAAGGGCAAAAUACAACUUCUCAGGCUUCAUUGGAUGAUAUAUUUAGUGCCCAACCCAGUAACCAAGUCUUAACAAGUAACAAUAAUCGGCCUCAACAAGCCCCAGCAGUCUCAUCUCGAGGUUCAUUAGACGCUGUCUUUAGCUCACAAACUACUACCAGUACUCAAUCCAGUAUUGAAAUUACAACCAAUCAAACUCAAGCAAAUGUUAAUGUGCAACUUUCCAUGAAUGAUCCAUUUAGCCAACCUGCUGGAACUGAUAGCACUACCAACGGUUCAAACCAAUUGUCGCAAGGACAAGACACAAAUAAACAGGUACUAUUGGACGAUUUAUUCAGCUCAGUACCUAGUAGUAAUCAAAAUACUCUUCCACCUGCCAAUCAGCCUUUUAUAAGUACUUCUGUCAGUCCUACGAAUAAUCCAUUUGCAUCUCAAACAAGUACACAAAGUAGUCUAGAAGCAACUAAUAUGCAACAGCAAUCUUUGAUGACACAAAAUGUCUUCUCUGGCCUAUCUGCUUCCUCUCAAGGAAACAAUGCUCAAGAUUCACUCCUAGCUCCAUCAUCUGGUUUCUCUAAUCCUUUCUUUGGCACUAACAGUCGAGUUAAUAGCAGAUCCAACAGUCCUGUCAACACUCCAAGUCCGUUCGAUAGUAGUGCAAUCCCUCCAAUUGGUAGAAGUGCUAGUCCAGCUAAUCCUUUCAAUGCUGGCCCAACCAGCGGUCAAGUUAAUUACAACGCUGGUCAAGGAUUGUUUCUUGCAGAUGAUUCUGCGCCACAGCCUGCCCCUCAAAAAUCAAAAAAUCGCCAAGACGAAAUGGAUAAAGCCUUUGAAGGUUUAAAUGUAUUGGGUCCUAAAGAGACAAAGCCUCAAAAAAGUCUACCUAUGUCGGCCAUGGCUAGCCAAAUAAAUCCAGCUUUCCAGUCGAUUUCAUCAACAAAUCGUACUUUUCAGCCUAUCGAUACGGCCGGAGCUUUCAACCAACAAGUGCCAAUCCAAAAACCGUCAGCUUUUGCACCUGCCAGUGGUAAUAAUAGUAAUGAUUAUAACAACGAUAUAUUUGGAGGAUCCUCUUCUGGAAAUGCUGCUCCUACUCAGCAGGCAUCAGGGCAAGUUGAUCCUUUCGCUGAUCUAUUAAGUUAA